This is a messenger RNA of Camelina sativa (false flax), 506 nucleotides long. The record is from RefSeq and is a predicted model, not a curated record. Lineage: Eukaryota; Viridiplantae; Streptophyta; Magnoliopsida; Brassicales; Brassicaceae.
CUACAUUUUGUUUCCUCUCACAAAUAUACAGCCACCCUCAUCGCUUAAGCCAUGCGUCGUGGAUCCUCUUCUCAAGUUGUACCAGUAAUCCUUGGUCGUGAUUUACCUCCUUUUCGUCCGAUUCCUAAAACUCCCGAAGAAGAACGACAAAUCAUGAGUAAAGUUUUGUUCCUUUUGGUGGUAGAACUUGAACGAGUGUUGGCACCAAAAAUCACAGGAAUGCUUCUUGAAUUGGACGAAGACAGUAUUCUUGAUUUGAUAGCAUCACCCGAAGCCCUCAAAGAAGCUGUCAAAGAGGCAACUAAGGUUUUAGCUGACUGGAUUCCGCAACAGCUAAAACUGGAAAAGAAGGAAGCUGCUUGCAAGUUCUUGGCUUCCAUCCUCCCUGAACCUAAACUCUGAAAUGUGUUUAUGGUUGUUGUUUAUCAAUAUGAAAAUUAAAUCCUGGCUUCAAGUUUGAGUUUUGAAUCUUUGUUUUCGUUUGAAUAAAAAUAUAAUUAUUGUUA